AUGCACGGCCGCGGCGCGCUGCUUGGUGCCGUGGACCAGAGCCUCGGCGCCGACGAGUUCGACCACGACGAGGCCGCCCGUCUGCUUCUCCUCGCCCUGGCGUGCAGCAGCCCCAACCCGGGCGACCGGCCCACCAUGCCGCAGGUGCUGCAGGUCCUAACCAAGGCCGCGCCGCCGCCCGAGGUGCCGCCGUUCAAGCCCCGGUUCGUGUGGCCGCCCGAGGGGGGAGCGAAUUUCCAGCUGAGCGAUGUCGAGGUGACCACGAGUGGCACCGGCACCGACGUCGGCGUGUCGACGCGGGCCACGCAGAGCACCUCCUACGACAGCUUCCAGCCGCACACCGCGCCAAACAGCAGCGACAGUUACUUCCCAGCCCUCUCCUCCGGCCGUUGA
Miscanthus lutarioriparius is the source of this 393-nucleotide messenger RNA. The record is from the annotation of a GenBank genome assembly. NCBI's taxonomy places the organism in Eukaryota, Viridiplantae, Streptophyta, Magnoliopsida, Poales, Poaceae.